AUCAGCAACAGUAGCACCAUCAGCAACAACAGCAACAACAGCACCAUCAGCACCAUCAGCAACAGCAGCACCAUCAGGAACAGCAGCACCAUCAGCAACAACAGAACCAUCAGCACCAUCAGCAAUAGCUGCAGUACCAUUAGCAACAGCAGCACCAUCAACAACAGCAGCACCAUCAGCAACAGCAGUACCAUCAGCAAGUGCAGUACCAUUAGCAAUAGCAGUACCAUCAGCAACAGCAGCACCAUCAGCAACAACAGCACCAUCAGCACCAUAAGCAACAGCAGCAUCAUCAGCAACAGCA
Messenger RNA from Chiloscyllium plagiosum (whitespotted bambooshark), 304 nucleotides. NCBI's taxonomy places the organism in Eukaryota, Metazoa, Chordata, Chondrichthyes, Orectolobiformes, Hemiscylliidae. The record is from RefSeq and is a predicted model, not a curated record.